ACAUCGUUGUACCAAAUCAAAGACCAUGUCUGGGAUGCUUCCGGGAGUUGAAUGUGCUCGAAGGAGACGCUUGCAUAACAGUGCUGGUGAUGAUUCCACCAGCAACCGCUCUUUCUGUUUGUAUACUACCAGGAACCUCCAAUCCUCUUCCUCUUUACUGGAAAGAAGCAUGUUAAAUCGGGCAUACCCAGAUGAAAAUCUCGGAGGAGCGGCACGCGAAGCCAAACGGAGACUUGAUCAGAAGUUCAUGGCACAUAUCAAAUCAGAAAGCCACAAAAGAAAAGGCCUUUUUCAUGGUUUGUGGCGCCAACUCAGAUCUUAGUCUUAGGGAAUCUAGAAGAAGAUCAAAAUGAUAAAUCCUAGAACAGUAACUGGCCUUUUAUUCUUUUUUCUUGUUCUGUAACGAAAUUAUUUAUUUUCAUUAGUCAAAAGAAACAGAGAUAUGUGAAAACUAAACAUCCUUUGAUCUUUUUGUCGAUUGAGGACCAAAUCAAGUUUGAUCCGUCCAAAUGCUUGGAAAAAAAAUGAAUCCUAUUGUCCAUUUUGCAGAUCCUUUUUUUUUUUUUUAAAGUGAAUCAGACUGAAAUUAAAGACAAAAUCUGGUGGUGAUUGAGGAGUUAAGACAGUCUGAUCAAAACACAUUUGUGCAGCAACUGUGAAUACUCCAUUUGAAGGACAUAAUUUCUGCUAUUAGAGGAUCAUAGCAUAUUGGAAUAAAUUUAGUACCUACACCUCUUUUAACUGAAGCAUCAAAAUUUGAUUCGAACCAAUUAGUCUCAGCGGGUUUCCAUAAAACUUGUGUUUGUGCACUAAUUGAACAAAUUGCUGGCAGUAGCAAGCAUCUGCUCCAGUGGGAAUUCUUUAUUGAAGAAAACCUAAUUAUUCUAUCUCUUCCGUAUCACCCAUGUAAAUGUGAAAAUUUUCUCUGCAAACUCUGUAUGUUUCAUUUACAUGGCUAAGACCCUGUGCCUCACUCCAUCACAAGUGUGCUGCCAUAUGAUUCUGUCCGGUAUAGAAUUGCCACCAAUAGGAAUUGUUUUGUUUCAUUGUAGAUUUUGUUAAGCUGAAAUCUUCUUUGAUUUGUACUC
Molecule: messenger RNA, 1088 nt
Organism: Glycine soja
Lineage: Eukaryota; Viridiplantae; Streptophyta; Magnoliopsida; Fabales; Fabaceae
Exons: 2
Coding region: 26-322 (98 amino acids)
Source: RefSeq, a predicted model, not a curated record